GACCAUGGCUGCUGAGUCUGAUGUUCUGCACUUCCAGUUUGAACAGCAAGGAGAUGUGGUCUUGCAGAAAAUGAAUCUCUUGAGGCAGCAGAAUUUAUUUUGUGAUGUAUCAAUUUAUAUUAAUGACACUGAGUUCCAGGGGCACAAGGUGAUAUUGGCUGCUUGUUCCACUUUCAUGAGAGAUCAGUUUUUACUCACACAAUCAAAACAUGUCAGAAUCACCAUUCUGCAAAGUGCAGAAGUUGGCAGAAAAUUGUUGCUCUCUUGCUACACUGGAGCACUUGAAGUAAAAAGGAAAGAGCUUUUGAAAUAUUUGACUGCUGCCAGUUACCUUCAGAUGGUUCACAUUGUGGAAAAGUGCACAGAAGCUUUGUCAAAGUAUCUGGAAAUUGAUCUAUCUAUGAAAAACAACAACCAACACGCUGACCUAUGUCACUCUUCUGAUCCAGAUGUUAAGAAUGAAGAAGAAAGUUCUGAUAAGGACUGUGAGAUAAUUGAAAUUUCAGAAGAUAGCCCUAUAAACAUAGAUUUCCAUGUUAAACAAGAGGAAGACAAUGUGUUACAGACCACAGUAGAAAGCUUGACAUCAGAGAGAAAGGAAAUUAAGUCACCAGAGCUAUCCCCAAUAGAUGUGGGUUUUAAAGACAAUGAAAUUUGUAUCCUUCAUGUAGAAUCUAUCAGUACAGCUAGUGGAGAAAAUGGGCAGUUUUCACAGCCUUGUACCUCAUCAAAAGCAAGCCUGUAUUUCUCUGAAACACAGCAUUCAUUGAUUAAUUCUACAGUGGAGAGCAGAGUGGCAGAAGUUCCUGGGAAUCAAGGUCAGGGUUUAUUUUGUGAGAAUACUGAUGAAAGUCAUGGUACAGCAAGUGAGAUUCAGAACCUAGAGGAGAGUUAUUCACUGAGGCACCAGUGUCCCAGGUGUCCGCGAGGGUUUCUUCAUGUAGAAAACUACCUGCGCCACCUUAAGAUGCAUAAACUCUUCUUGUGUUUACAAUGUGGGAAAACAUUUACACAGAAGAAAAAUCUUAACCGGCACAUUCGAGGGCAUAUGGGCAUUCGGCCCUUUCAGUGUACUGUGUGCCUGAAGACCUUUACUGCUAAAAGCACUCUUCAGGACCACUUGAACAUACACAGUGGGGAUAGGCCAUACAAAUGCCAUUGUUGUGAUAUGGAUUUCAAGCACAAGUCUGCUCUCAAAAAGCAUUUAACCUCCGUUCAUGGCAGAAGUAGUGGUGAAAAAUUAUCUAGACCUGAUCUUAAAAGGCAAGAUCUGCUAUAAAUGGAAUCAUGGACUUCCUUUGUAAACUUUGUAUCAUUCUCAUAGGUUUUAGAAAUGCAGUAUUUGUAAUAAUUUUAUUGUUCCCCAUCCCUUCCCCUUUUAUGUCUGCCUCACAUGUUAUUCUUUCUGAACUUCUGGCAGUUCAAAAAAAUUGUGAGAGGCAUGAAAAAGUUAUGGGACUUGUCUUGUCAUGUAUGUUACAUAUAAGUCCCAGUGGUACACUUUGAGAAAUAGUGUUUUACUUAAAUAUUUUUUAUUCUGAUGACCGAGGAUCCGACAGUAUUUGCAUAUUCUGAUUUGUAGUGUCUAGAUAAUUAAUUUAAAUGUUAAAUCCAACUAUAUAAUAACUUUAAUUAAUAAGAAUGAUGAAAGAAAAUAAAUUUUAAAAUGCACUAUUAUUCAU
Messenger RNA from Marmota flaviventris (yellow-bellied marmot), 1682 nucleotides. RefSeq names its product zinc finger and BTB domain containing 6 (gene Zbtb6). Lineage: Eukaryota; Metazoa; Chordata; Mammalia; Rodentia; Sciuridae. Gene Ontology annotation, biological process: regulation of transcription by RNA polymerase II. Gene Ontology annotation, molecular function: RNA polymerase II cis-regulatory region sequence-specific DNA binding; protein binding; DNA-binding transcription factor activity, RNA polymerase II-specific. The record is from RefSeq and is a predicted model, not a curated record.